CCAUCUGAGGUGCAGCCAGGUACCUGUCUGCUUUACCUGUGGACCUCAUCAACACUCCACUUUGGAUUAGAGGGAAAGUCUGAUUUUCUGCAAAGCAUAGAAAGCAGUUGGGAGGUGUAACCAGGAGUUCCUGUGGAGAACCCAUUUUGGUCACCUGCUUUCUUUUUUUUUUCUUUCUUCCUCUUUGUCCCUUUCUGUUGGAUAGCUAAUGGAUGAGGGAUUGCAACCUUGGGCUUGAAGAAUAAGUUUGUUGAGUUCGGUUUGAGAGGAAGAUGUACCCUUCCGUGAACAUGGAAACAUAACUGGGGUCCUUUGAUGGAUAUUGAUUUUAAAGAAAGAGCACAGAAUGAGUAAAAGAGAGAUACAAAGAUCCAUCAAAUGGGUUUUGGUUCUCACCCUCUGCCUUUUAACCCUAUGGGGACGCAUAGCUGCAGCAUCAACGCACCACAGAAUCCAUUCAAUUCAUGUGGAACCGGGCACUUGUGAAGUGAUUGCUGCUCACAGAUGCUGCAAUAAGAACAAGAUUGAGGAACGGUCACAGACAGUAAAAUGCUCGUGUUUUCCUGGGCAAGUGGCGGGAACUACAAGAGCAGCUCCAUCGUGUGUAGAUGCUUCUAUAGUUAUCCAGAAAUGGUGGUGUCAUAUGCAGCCAUGUUUAGAGGGAGAAGACUGCAAAAUUCUACCAGAUUUGACAGGAUGGAGUUGUAGCACUGGGAACAAAGUCAAAACAACAAAGGUUACACGAUAGUGUCUGGAAAAUAUGCAGAAAACGUCCAAGGGUAUAAACGCUGUGAGAGGCCAAAGUUUCACAUUGGCAUACUUUAUACUCCCCUACCAUGUAUCUUCUUUCCAAAGUGUGGAUACAAUUGGAUAGUAAUCUCAAUGUACUGUACUUUCAAGAGGAGUACCAUAACCAUGUAAAAAAAUGACAGAUGAACAAUCACCCUAAGAGGCAAACUGCAAAACCCAUAGACCAGUAUACUUCAAAGUGGAAAAUAUGAAACAUACUGGAAGUAACAUCUGUGUAUGAAACCAAGAGACAGUAUAAGACU
Molecule: messenger RNA, 1052 nt
Organism: Bufo bufo (common toad)
Lineage: Eukaryota; Metazoa; Chordata; Amphibia; Anura; Bufonidae
Gene: TAFA3
Product: TAFA chemokine like family member 3
Exons: 5
Coding region: 347-748 (133 amino acids)
Molecular function (GO): receptor ligand activity
Source: RefSeq, a predicted model, not a curated record